CCCUGCACAAACGUUAGGGUAGCGAUUCGCAGACAGCGAAGAAUUUUAAGGUUUAAGCAGGGUUUUUGCUGAUGGUGGGAAACCAUUGAGAUUUGGGGAUCCAUGAAAAGAGAAUUUAAUUAGCGAGAGAAUGCGGGAAGGGGGAUUCAGGUUGUUGUCUCGAUCUCUCGGCCGAGGCUUCUGCACAUCAUCUACUGAUAAGAUCGUCGCUGCCGUGUUGUUCGAGCGAUUGCCGGUGGUCAUUCCGAAGAUCGACCCUGUCAUUUACGCAUUUCAGGAGUAUUCGUUCCGGUGGCGGCAGCAAUAUCGACGGAGAUAUCCGGAUGGGGUCCUAACGAAGUCUGAUGCUAGAAAAAGGAAAGGGAAUUCGAUGGUAAACCAACCAGUCAUUUAACAGGGUAAGGGUUGCCUUCGGAUAUCGAUAUAGGGAAUCGUGUUUUGAGUUGGAGCGUCAAGAAUGGAGGAAUCCAGAAAUUCCUUCUAGCAUAAUCGGGUUCUGGUAGAUGAAGAACCUGUGGAAAAUUUGGUGCAUAAUUGGAGGGGAAAAGGGGACUACCACAUUGAUUAUGUUCCAGCUCCAUGUGUCACUGAAGCUGACAAGACAAAUGAUAGAAGGGGAAGCGUGGCAUUGAGAAACAGCCUUUUCAACUUCCUGAUUUCAUUGCUGCCACUGGAAUUGAAAAACUAAGACAGGCUUACAUUGAAAAGGAGGAUAACAAGAAGUUGAAACAGAAGCAACGUGAACGUAUGCAACCAAAGAUGGGGAAAAUGGAUAUUGAUUAUCAGGUGAAACUAAGAGAGAUGAAGCCAGGAAUGCUGUCUCAGGAGCUAAAGGAAGCUCUUGGCAUGCCAGAGGGUGCCCCUCAUCUAUGGCUUAUCAAUAUGCAGAGGUAUGGUCCUCCACCAUCUUAUCCAUAUCUUAAAAUUCCUGGCUUGAAUGCUCCCAUCCCUCCUGGUGCUAGCUUUGGUUAUCAUCCUGGAGGUUGGGGUAAACCUCCUUUUGAUGAAUAUGGGUGUCCUUUAUAUGGAGAUGUCUUUGGGGUCCAACAACAUGAACAGCCUAAUUAUGAGGUAUUUUCUUUUACCUUUUCUUCUUUCACUUGUAUUAUGUUGUUUUAUGGAUGGAAGAUAGUGACGCAAAAAGUCAAGAUCUUGGUGUGGCAUUUUUAACUCAAAUUCGUACCACCCCUAUUUUUUAAAUUUAUCUGAGAUACCACCCUAAAAAAUAAAAAAUGGCAAACAUACCCCUAAAGUCUAACACCGUUAAUUUACAAAUACAAUUUACCUUUUUGACCCUUAAACAAAAUACAAAUAAAGUAGGAGCCUGAUCAUUU
Molecule: messenger RNA, 1334 nt
Organism: Macadamia integrifolia
Lineage: Eukaryota; Viridiplantae; Streptophyta; Magnoliopsida; Proteales; Proteaceae
Product: pre-mRNA-splicing factor sap145-like
Exons: 9
Coding region: 748-1170 (140 amino acids)
Biological process (GO): mRNA splicing, via spliceosome
Cellular component (GO): precatalytic spliceosome; U12-type spliceosomal complex; mitochondrial large ribosomal subunit
Molecular function (GO): structural constituent of ribosome
Source: RefSeq, a predicted model, not a curated record